Molecule: messenger RNA, 1047 nt
Organism: Symbiodinium natans
Lineage: Eukaryota; Dinophyceae; Suessiales; Symbiodiniaceae
Source: the annotation of a GenBank genome assembly
AUGGAGCCGGUGGCGGACGGGAGCGACCUGCCAGAGGCACCCCCGGCCGACGUCGUCAACUCGCUGCGGUUCCUGCGUGAGGCGUGGCGGCCGUUUCUUCUUAAGCCGUCAGAUGAAGAGAUAGAAGAAAUGAAGAUCAAGGCCGCCGUGGCGGAGGAAGAGGCGGAUGCUCAUGCAGCGAAAUGCACCAGUGUAGAGUCGCCUGGGAUGAACCAAAGACUCCUUCACCAGGGGUUCCUUCCGAUUAUUGGAGCCAUGGAGCUCUUCGGAACGGCCUGGGACGGCUAUUCUGCAGAGGAGAGGCAGCACGCCGCCAACCUCCGUGUGCUGGAUGUGAUCGGCAUCCCCCUUUUCUGCCCGUGGUACCUCUUCCUUGGCAAGCUGUUUUCGCAGGAGGAUGCGCUGUAUGAGGUUGCUCCAGAUGCUCUGUGCACUGUGCUGCGGCUGGUUCUCGCGCUGGCGGCCGUUCUGGUGUUGUUACUCCACUCCCAGGCUGUGCCGAAGCCCACGAAGGAAGCUGAUGCCUUCCAUGUGCAGCGGAAGCUGGGGUACUGGGUCUACCUAACACGACACUGCAUCGCCUUCCAGGCUUGGCAUCAGGUGCUGACGCUCCUUGCGCCGUUCUCGCCCAUGCUGGGUGCUGCGACGAACGGCCUUUGCAUCAGCGUAGGCGGGCUUGGCUGGUUCGUGACCAUGCAGUAUUUCUCCCUGGUCGUUCCUGCGGACGGCUUCAAGGAGGAGUGCAAGAAGUGGGCCGAGCGUGGCGUUGCUUUCGGGCCAGUCCAGCAUGCUCUUCACAUCCCGCCCUUCUUCAUCGGGGCCCUGGACCUUUUCCUUCGUCCUUCUGCGCUGCUGGCGCGCUCGCUGAACGUCUUCUCGUGCUUGCGCUUCGGGGCUUUCUACGUUGUGGUGUACGUCGCCGUCUUCUUUGGCAACUACCAGCUGACGGGAAAGUGGCCGUAUGCGUUCAUGGACGCUUUUGGCACCGAUGUUGCGAAAUGGUCGAAGUUUAUCACGGUGCAGGCAGGGCGACUUUCCAGCGUGUAG